AUGGCCAACAUCUUUCUGGGUUUUCUCCGUCGAAAGACAGCACAAGCCCAGAUCUUCAUGGGAGCGUCCCUGACGAACAUCGCGCCUCGUCUCCAAUGGAUGUCGGGACAUAUCCGCGAAAAGAUCGACAACACGCUGCCGGCAGCGCACACUCAGAAGUUAUAUGGAAGUCUGCCUGGGGGCCGGGCAUACUGGCUGUCUACUUACGCCAAGACUUUUGGGUUCCGCGAGGAUGACUACGUCGAUUCAGAGAUGACAUUACACAUUGGACUUGUUCAUAGAUAGAAGUAUGAUCUGUGGAAGCUUUAAGGUUGCCAAGCAAUCUACACAUGAUUCUAUGAGUUUUAACGAGAGGCUGGUGGCCAAGUUGCAGAUCCUCCAUAUACAGCCCGACUUCCUAGUUGGGCCUCCUACCUGUUUAAUAUAAUUGCCUCCUUAGGACUAGUGGGAUUCUUAAACUGCACAACUGAGUAACUACCUACCGAC
This is a messenger RNA of Aspergillus neoniger CBS 115656, 486 nucleotides long. RefSeq lists its product as uncharacterized. The transcript has 2 exons. NCBI's taxonomy places the organism in Eukaryota, Fungi, Ascomycota, Eurotiomycetes, Eurotiales, Aspergillaceae. The record is from RefSeq and is a predicted model, not a curated record. The coding region runs from base 1 to 285 and encodes 94 amino acids.